UAAAAUUGGAAAUUUUUCUGAUUAUCAUAGUUGCUUUUGCUCUUUGAAGUUUUGUGUCUUACCAUAAAGUGAUCUACCCUAGCUGUUUUCUCCUGAUUCACACAAGAAUAUGAAUUGCAGACUAGGUGCUUUCUUCUUACUGCUGGCUGCCUUCGUGGUCAGUAGUGUGGCAUACCCAGCCACCAGACAAGAGAGCGUAGAUCUGGAACUCAAAACACACCUCGCAUCAAGCAAAAAAUCUGACCCGGCAUAUCUGACGAAGAGGGAGGUUGACUCACUCGAAACAAACCUAGAGGACUUGGUAUUGGACUUUAAAGAUGAUGAACUUUCUUCACGACGACUGAAAAGAGGAGUAAGGAAGAAUAAGAAGGGAAAGAUUAGAAACCACAAAGGAAUCUUCUACAAAUGGGAAUAUCCUGUGGGAUAGGGGAUCUUAUUCCUUGAUUGGACUCGUCCGAAAUAAAAAACUUUUUGAACUUUGGACCAUUCAAAAGGAAGUGUUUAAUGUGUUUCUAUUUGUGAUUAAACUUAAAAUUUCUCAAAUACCUGAUCGUUUGUUAAGUUGAAUUAUUAAGUUAAUUUCGUGGAAGUUUUCUCUAUUUAUGUGGGUUAUUAACUAAGAGUUAACACUAAACAUUGAUAUUUAUUAACUUAUAAGAAGGUGCAAUUACUUCGGAACUCGAUUUUUUACUUUUAUGUUCCUAAAAUUUAAAUUUUUGUAAGCCUAAAUUCGAUUUGGGUUUUUUGUUUUGUUAUUAACUUAUUACGAUAAGGUAAUUAUUUAUAUCACGCUCGGACAUCACUCAGUGAAUGGAUUGAGAAAGCAAGAG
Molecule: messenger RNA, 830 nt
Organism: Bolinopsis microptera
Lineage: Eukaryota; Metazoa; Ctenophora; Tentaculata; Lobata; Bolinopsidae
Exons: 4
Coding region: 110-427 (105 amino acids)
Source: RefSeq, a predicted model, not a curated record